Molecule: messenger RNA, 2481 nt
Organism: Entamoeba nuttalli P19
Lineage: Eukaryota; Evosea; Mastigamoebida; Endamoebidae
Product: protein phosphatase family protein
Exons: 1
Coding region: 1-2481 (826 amino acids)
Molecular function (GO): cation binding; protein binding
Source: RefSeq, a predicted model, not a curated record
AUGGGACCUUUUAAAGUAUUAACUCAUUUCAGAAUGAUGGCAAAUAAAGUAUCAUCUUUGCCACUUAGUUUUACUACAUUAACUAAUCUUAGACAUCUUGAUUUAAAUGCAAAUUGUUUUACUGAAUUUCCAACACAAAUAACAUCAUUAACGAAUUUAGAAGAAAUCCAAAUGAUUCAAAAUCAAUUAACAUCAAUACCUGAUUGUAUUGGUAAUUUAGUUAAAUUACAAAGAAUUUCAUUUACUGCCAAUUUUUUAAAAUCGUUACCAAAAGGAUUAGCUAAAUGUGUUGAUAUGAAUUAUAUUGAAUUAACAAGUAAUGAAUUUGAAGAAUUUCCUGACGUAAUUUGUGAAUUAAGAAAAGUAACAAUUUUAAUGCUUCAACAAAACCGAAUUAAAGAAGUACCUGAUUCUAUAAGUAAAUUAGAAAAAUUAAGUGGAUUAUAUUUAUCAUCUAAUAGUUUUGGUAAAUUUCCUGAGUCAGUUUGUACUAUUCCUUCAUUAACACAAUUAGAAUUAGAUAAUAAUAACUUUGUUGAUAUACCUGAUUCUCUUUCACAAUUAACAAAGCUAAAAACAUUAAUUAUUAAUAAGUCAUUUAUUUCAUGUUUAAAUUCAGUAGAUAUGAUGUCAAAUUUAUGUCAAAUUGUGUUAAGUGAUACAAAAUGUAUGUUUCUUCCAGACCUUUCACAAAAUAGUAAAUUAACAUCAUUAAAUGUUAUUCGUGGAUAUUUAAAUGAAGUCAAAUCACUUCCACCAAAUUGUUCAUGUAGAUUUUCUAAUAAUCAAAUAGAAUCAAUUGAACUUCCAGAAAAUGGAAUUCUCCAAUAUAUGAUUCUUUCAAAUAAUAGAUUAAAAGUAUCACCAAAUCUUUCAAUGCUUUCUAAAAUUUCUCGUCUUGAUAUUUCUCAAAAUAGAAUUACUCGAUUUAAUGAAAAUACAUGUCAUCCUACUUUACAACAAUUAGAUAUUAGUUGUAAUCCAUUAGUUGAAUUUCCUGUAUGUAUUACUAAAUGCCAAUCAUUAAAAACUCUUAAUCUUUCUGAUUGUCAUUUAUAUGAUAUUCCCUCUAAUGUUCUUUCUUCAUUAAGUAAUUUAGAAACUUUAUAUAUUGGAUGUAAUCAUCUUAGUUCAUUAGAAAGUCUUUCUGUCUUAAAAAAGUUGAGAGCAUUAUAUUUACAGUCAAAUAAUCUUCUUCAUUUUCCACAAAGUAUAUUUGAUUUAAUUACAUUAAAGACACUAUUUGUAUCAAAUAAUUAUAUCACAACUAUUCCAAAUCAAAUCUCUCAAUUAACUCAAUUAGAACAACUAGACCUUUGUUGUAAUAGUAUUUUAGAUAUUAAACCAUUAACUAAUAUUCCUAGUUUAAAAGAAAUUGAUGUUUCAUUUAAUUUUAUUAAACAAAUUCCAUCAGAAAUAGAAUCAAUGCCAAAUUUAAUAGCAUUUAAUAUCAUUGGUAAUGAACUUGAAACUCAUUGUAAAAUUCCUCAUUUAGAAAAGAAAUGUGAAUUUUUCCAAAUACAACGUCCUGUAUUAAAAACAAGUAAAGAAGAACCAACAUCUGAAACUACUUUUAUUGCAUGUACUGUUUAUAAUGAUAAAAAAGUGGCUAAACCAUUUUCUAUUCCAGUUGAUCUUAAUCCACCAUUUACUUUAAAAAUAGCUAAUGGUCUUAAAAAUGAAGAUGAAUUUCCUAUUGACAUUGGAAUUUCUGAAAUGAAAGGAAGAAGACCUUCUAUGCAAGACACUUCUUUUGUUAUAAAAAAUUAUUUAAUGAAAGGAUAUCAUAUGCUUGGAUUAUUUGAUGGACAUGGAGGAGAUACUGUAUCAAAACUCUCAUCCGCUUUAUUUCCAACUAUUUUUGCAAACCAACUUCAAAGUCAAAUUAAAAAAAGUUUAUCUAAAAAGAAAAUUGAUCCAGAAAACUAUAUUGACACUUGGAUUAAAACAGCUUUUAUUGAAACAUAUUCAACAAUUAAUGAAUAUGUUGAAAAACAAAAAUUCACAGAUGGGUCUGCUGGAAUUAUUAUAUUAAUUACACCUCAAAAAAUGUAUUGUGCUAAUUGUGGUGAUUCAAGAGCAUUAUUAGUUCAAAGAAAUACUGAAAAUCCAAUGUCUGUUGAUCAUAAACCAACUAAUCCAAAUGAAUUUAGAAGAAUUAGACAAAAUUAUGGUUAUGUUGAUAAAAGUGGUAGAUUAAAUGGUGAGGUUGGUCUUGCACGUGCAUUAGGUGAUCUUAAAUGUCAUCCUGCUUUAACUUGUGAACCAGAAGUUUUGACUUUUAAUAGAUCAAGUGAAGAUCAAGCAAUUGUUAUUGCAUGUGAUGGAUUAUGGGAUGUUUUUGAUAAUCAAACGGUUGCUCGUAUGACACGAGAACGUUUAAAAACACCAAGAAUUGCUGAUAUAGCUUGUUUCCUAAGAGAUGCUGCUCAUUUCAAUGAUAGUGGAGAUAAUAUUAGUUGUAUCGUUGUUCGCUUUUAA